AUGGCGCAAGCGAUCAUCGCCCAAUGUGCGAAGGUCGACAAAGCAGGCACCGGGACCGUGAAGCAUGACUUGCUCGCGAAGGCUCUGAAAGCAGCCCUGCCCGAUGCAUGGCACGACGAUGAGAUUGAGUCGCUCAUGCAUCCCUGGGGAGAUCUUGUGGAAUACAAGGACUUCGUUGGAUGGCUCUUUCGCGAUCGUUCACCCGUCCAUGCGCUGCGGAGACGAAGCUCUUUCAAGGUUGCCAUCUUCUCUUGUGCUCCGUACGACCGCGAGUGGUUCGACAGAACCAAUCAGGAGCUAGGCUGCAACUUCGACUUCGAAUAUCACUCUGAGCAGCUCAACAUAGACACGGUGUCCCGUGCCAGGGGCUGCUCGGCGGUGUGCACCUUUGUGAACGACUUCGCAGGGGAAGAUGUGGUCAAGGCAUUGGCGCAGGAGGGAGUGAAGCUCAUUGCUUUGCGCUGCGCUGGCUUCGACCGCGUGGACCUCCAAGCGGCGAAGGAAGCCGGCGUCACAGUGGCUCGGGUGCCGGCCUACAGCCCCUAUGCUGUUGGGGAGCACGCUGUGGCGCUGAUGCUGUCGCUGAACCGACGCAUCCCCAACUCCUAUCGCAACAGCCGGCUUGGCAACUUCAAGCUGGAUGGGCAGCUGGGCUGCGACAUGCACCGAAAGCGCGUCGGCAUCAUCGGAACCGGCUUGAUUGGGACCAUCGCUGCGACGGUCUUGAAGAAGGGCUUCGAGUGCGAUGUGGUCGCCUACGACGUCUUCCCGAAUCCGAAAAUCAGUGACCCUGCGCCGGACGGUCUGGGAAUUCCCUACCUCGACCUGGAUACGGUCCUUUCCACCUGCGAUUUCAUUUCCCUUCACGCACCCCUGUUGCCGUCCACGAAGCACAUGAUCAAUGCGGAGAAGCUGAAGAUCAUGAAGAAAGGCAUCAUGAUCGUGAACACCUCCCGCGGCGGACUCAUCGACACGGCCGCACUCAUCCAGGGUCUGAAGGAUGGCACCAUCGCGGGAGCUGCAAUGGACGUCGUCGAAGGAGAGGCUCCCUACUUCUUCAGGGAUUUCUCGACCAGCUGCAUCACGGACGACAACAUAGCAACGCUGGUUCGUAUGCCCAACGUAAUCCUGACCCCGCAUUUGGCGUUCUUCACCAAGGAGGCGCUGAAGACCAUCUCCGACACCACCCUGAAGAGCAUGCAGGGUGUUCGGGAGGGCACGGGGCCGCCGAAGCAGAAUGGAGUGCUGGACACUGUCUGUCUUCCACCAGAGGCGCCCAAGGACAACGCCAAAGGUGGGUACGCGGCAACCCGUCAUCAAGAGCGGAGCCAGCGAAUGGCCUUCAUGAAGGAGCUUCCGGCACCUGGUCCAGAGCUCAAGGAGAAAGACCUGCCGGCCUUGGAGAACGCACACUCGCGCCCCUUUCGCGUGGCUUUCUACUCCGCAAUGCCACACGACAAGGAGGUUUACGAGAAGAUGAGCGAGGAGUUUGAUGCGAACAUUACUUUCCAGUUCUUCAAGGCCGCCCUGUGCCCUGAGACAGUCGAGCAGGCGAAGGGCGCCGAUGCGGUUUGCGUCUUCGUCCAUGACGACUGUUCUGCCGAGAUCCUGGCCACACUGAAGGAGUUUGGGGUCAAGAUGGUCGCACUGCGAUGUGGCGGAUUCAACAACGUGGACGUGGAGACGGCAGACGAGCUGGGCCUCUCUAUCGCAAGGGUCCCUGCGUACUCGGCCUUCGGCUCCGGCGAGCAUGCCGUGGCCCUGGCUACAUCGGUGAACCGCAGCAUCCCGCAGGCCACAGAGGGCACCCGGCGCUCGAACUUCACCCUGAACGGCCUCCUCGGCUUUGACAUGGUGGGCAAGAAGGUCGGCAUCAUCGGCACCGGACGCACAGGGUGUGUGGCCGCUCGAAUCUUCAAGAAUGGUUACCGGUGCGACGUCAUUGCGCAUGACAUCGAAGAGAACGAGCUGGUUCGUGACGCGCCGCCGGCUGGCCUCGGCAUUCCCUAUGUGUCCUUGGACGAGCUACUCCGAGCGAGCGACAUCAUCUGCUUGCACGUGCCGCUGUUGCGCGAGACAGCCAAGCUUAUCAAUGCCGACGCCAUUGCCAAGAUGAAGCGAGGUGUGAUUCUGGUGAACGUCUCUCGCGGUGGGCUGAUUGACACGAGAGCUCUCAUCGACGGCCUCCGACAAGGCAUCAUUGGCGGAGCUGGCCUGGAUGUAGUGGCUGAGGAAGGCGAGUACUUUCACCGGGAUUGGAGCAAUAAAGUCAUGCAGAGCGACGAUCUGAUGACGCUCAUCGGCUUCAACAACGUGGUGGUCACGUCGCACCAGGCCUGGUUCACGAAGGAAGCCUUGCGGAGCAUCAUCCACACCACGCUCUGCAACCUCAACGCUGCGAGGAAUGGUGUGCGGCCACCAUGGCAGCGUGGGAAGUAUGAUACGUUGGUGCACCGGCUGUCCUACGCACAGCUGCAUUUGGGUGCCUCGAACGUCCUGUGUGACGUUGGCGACAGCGCUCUCGUGCAGCCUUUUUGCGAUCCCUGGGCUAACAAAUGUGGCGAGACCGCAGCUGGCACCUCCAACUGUCACAGCUCAGGAGAUCAGGAGAUUCUUCUAAUUUGUUUGGCAUGCCCUGGAUCUUGGCUGUACAGCGCCACUGUCCGUCCGUCCGGAGUCCUCGCGGCUGCCGUGCUCUGGUCCCUUACCGCCGGGGUACACCUGGAGGAGGGUCGGGCGAGCCUCAAACCGUGGAUACGGCGCGAACACGAGGAGGCGGCGUUGGAGCUGGAUGCUCAUGGAGAUGCGCAGCAAGCACCAAAGGCUGUUUUCGGUGAACCCAAGGUGUCGCCGACCAUUGCAAAGGCCAUCCUCUCUGCCGAAGCGCACCAAGUGGACACCUGGACGAACCUCCAGUCGGCAUUGCAAUCGCAACAGGCCUCAGCCAGCACCGCCUCGUCGCUGCUUCUUAUUGCAGAAUUCACUUUCUUCUUGAUGAUGUUGUACCUGCUCAAUAGCCAAGAUGUAAAUGUCAAACGGCUGGCAUGGUCCACUCUCCAGUCGGCGGUGGCCAUUUUCAUCAGCAUGCUUCUUUUCAUGUCAACCAAGUCGGCCUGGAUUCUGAUCGCCGGAGCGAGCUACGGCGGUGCUGCCGGGGUGGCACUGACCUGGACCCGCUAUGUGGUGGUUUGGAUCGUAGGGCCGGUGGUGUUGCUUCGCAGAGGUGUGGACGACGAGUCCCGCGAGGCGUGGUGCUCUGUUGUCUCCUGGUUCACGGCCUUCUGCGCCGCAGAUGCUUUCGGCGAGCUGUUGAUGCUUGAUCCCUUCAAGUCCUCGGCGGGCGCCAACUUCGGCGGUGUGGUGCUCUGCACCUUCAUCAUUUGGCUGCAGUGCUUCGGGGCAUGCUGGGCCCGCCAUUUCGUGGUCUUGGCGGCUUCGGAGGAGGCGUCGGAUGGCCCCUCACCGCGGGAGCAAAAGCAAAAGUGGGCAGAUGCGUGGCAAGUGGCCGAGACGACAUACGCAGGCUAUGUCAUGGGCCUGGCUUUGUCGAUGUGGGUGCGGUACGUGAUCUCAGGGCUGCCCAGCCAGACAUAUGGACGGGCCACAGGAUAUUCCGGGUCGGAAACCGGAUGGCUGUUUCUUUGGACGAUGCUGUCUGUCUUCUUUGGCUUCAUCAUCAUCGGCGUGGUCCACCGCUUCGGGGCGGCAGACAGGAGCUGGACUGCCCGGCGGUUCUCUCAGAUGACCACGUCAAUCAUGGCCAUGUUCUGCGCCUGGAUGGCGCUGUUUAGUUUGGAGUGGCAGUUCCUUUUCUACACGGCGCAGAGCGGCUUCGGCGGGCAGUCCGCGGAUAUCAACUCCGCCAUUCUCCUCGCCAUCUUCUCCUCAGUCUUCAUGUUCUUCGUGAUGCGCGUGAUCGACUUUAUCGCCGACAAAUCAGGCAGCGCUGCGAUACGCUCCACAUCAAUCUUCUGCGAGCUGCUGAUCGGACUGACCUGGCAGCGCGUUUUCUUCCUCGCCAUCCAGUUCUCUGGUCGCCAGUACCAGCAGUCCGAGCGCUACAUUGACGUAAUGUGGAUGUGGGGCACUGCCGCAAUCUCCGGCCCGGCCUGGUUCCACUUCAUCCUCCCUCGGUUCCUCCAGGCUCGCAAGGACGAGGAGGCGGCGGAGGGCUCAGCAACGGAGGCAGCCAGCGACGCCAAGGAGGCACCCGCCCCGGCUGCCUCCCCGGCACCAGCUGCAGCACCGGCGCCGGCACCUGCCAAAGAGGCGGAGGACGAGGAGUUCUAA
Messenger RNA from Symbiodinium sp. CCMP2592, 4290 nucleotides. The record is from the annotation of a GenBank genome assembly. NCBI's taxonomy places the organism in Eukaryota, Dinophyceae, Suessiales, Symbiodiniaceae.